Messenger RNA from Oncorhynchus masou masou (cherry salmon), 5321 nucleotides. Its product is annotated as 1-acyl-sn-glycerol-3-phosphate acyltransferase alpha-like. NCBI's taxonomy places the organism in Eukaryota, Metazoa, Chordata, Actinopteri, Salmoniformes, Salmonidae. Gene Ontology annotation, cellular component: membrane; endoplasmic reticulum. Gene Ontology annotation, biological process: phosphatidic acid biosynthetic process. The coding region runs from base 332 to 1174 and encodes 280 amino acids. The transcript is spliced from 6 exons. The record is from RefSeq and is a predicted model, not a curated record. Gene Ontology annotation, molecular function: 1-acylglycerol-3-phosphate O-acyltransferase activity.
CUGGGCUGUCAUCACUGAACGUGAUCUGAGAGUGGUGACCGAGGAACCAUACAAGGUGCAACCGGAAACAGAAAAAAACAUCGAAUUUCAUGGCAAUUUACCUUAGGAACCUCUACACGAGGCUGCCUUUCACCAUCGUUGACCGAACAGUGUUGUCCACGAGUUAUAUUAACCUUGAGACCGAGUCGUGCACCACCGAAGUUGCACAAGUUGUGUGUUGCCUCCUGGCAGUUGUAAUGUCAGUCGGUGCCACACAGUGCUGCUAAUGCUUGCACAACAUUAGCUAGCACCAUCAGAGACUCUUGCUGGCAAUAUCAGUGGAGGAAUCAGUAUGGAUGCGCUCUUGGUGUUCCUACUGCUGCUGGUCCCACUCCUGUUAUGGACCAGCAGCACUUUUGUUUUUUAUUUUAAAAAGUGUUUCUACGUGGCCUAUAUGAUGAUUUUGGCUGCGAUUGCGAUUCCGCUUGGUAUUCUGAAAAGCGGCGGCAGGGACAUCGAAAACAUGAGGGUGAUCCGCGCUCUGGUUCGUCACGUGAAGUACUUCCUGGGUCUGAGGUUUGACGUGAGUGGCUUGGAACACCUGCAAACAGAGGGACCCUACGUCAUCAUCUCCAACCACCAGAGCUCCCUGGACGUACUGGGUCUAAUGGAGGUCCUCCCAGAUCGCUGCACCAUGGUUGCCAAGAAGGAGCUGGUGUACGCUGGCACUGUGGGCAUCGUGUGCUGGCUGGGCGGCAUAGUCUUCAUCAACCGCAAGAAGACAAGAGACGCCAAGAGUGUCAUGGCCGGAGCUGCCAAGACCAUGCUGGAUGACCAGAUCCGUCUGUGGGUGUUCCCGGAGGGUACGCGGAACCAGAGGGGUGACCUGCUGCCCUUCAAGAAGGGAGCCUUCCACCUGGCAGUGCAAGCGCAAGUGAGCCACAGGGCCAUGUGUGCUCCUAUCAUUCCCAUCGUGUUCUCCUCCUACAGUAACUUCUAUCUACGGAAAGAAAAGCAGUUCAACUCGGGGACCAUCACACUGAAGAUCCUUCCGAAGAUUGAGACGAAGGGCAUGACGUCAGACAACGUGGCCGACCUCUCCGACAAGUCCUACGACCUCAUGCGCUCCGUCUUCCUAGACAUCUCUGGCUCUGCCCCCGUAACCCAGAGCAACGGGCCCUCCUUGCACCACUAAACAUGAACAACCUCCCUCCUCAUUUUCCUGUCCAAGACACCAAACUCUUUCCCCCCCCUUCUCUCCCCUCCACAUCGUCCCAACUCCUUACCUACCUACUUACAAAUUAAGUCAAAUAUAUUGGCACCCUCGCACUUUACAAUGGCGCAGAAUGUUUUGUUUUCUCUUUUCAAAACUGGUUGAAUGGAUAUGUCUUUCCCUUAAGGCACCUGCAACUUACCACGGGUGAGAGAAAUGACACCGUAAACAAGAUAAUUGCUUCCAACAAACCAAAUUAUUUUUUUAUAAUUUAGUCCAGGCUAUCUUUUUUACUUUGAAGUGAACGAUCUCAAUUUUUGAAGAAAAAAUGUAUUGGUCCUGUGCAGUUGUAAAUAAAACAACUUCAUGUGUGAACACAAUGUUUUUAAAUGUCAACUUAUCUUAAAAAACAUAGUGAAUCAUGCAAGGGUGCCAAUAUAUUUGAGUGUAUCUCUACCAGGACAGAACGCACACACCAGGUCUACGUCAUGAACUCUUCUCUGCUUUCUGAUGUAUUGGCCUGGUCCAGUUUGGUUCUGGUUGGUUCCUGGUCUGACCUAGCCCAGUACAUUCCAGCCCUGACCGCUCACUGCAGCAGGUUAGAGCGGCAUGGAUGUGAUGUGGGUUCAUCAUGCAUUCCUUUUGGAUUGCUCUGUUGCCCAGCAUUUUGUUUUGUUUGUCUGUUUUUAAGUGGCUUUAUGGUUGUCUGAUUUUAUGGCAGUAGAUGUGCUUUCUCUGGUUUCCCUCUCCCUUCCUCCGGCUUGACUUUAGAUUUUCGUAAAUGUCGCCAGUGGAUAUUUAUACCUUCUUCUGGUGCUGCCUCACCUCUUUUCUUAAUGCGCUCUCAGACAAUCGCAACACACAACCACCCUGCUUUAACAUGCACACAACAGUUCCCCCUGCUCAACACCACAUCCCACCCAACCCCAGUGUAUCCUCCCCUGUUCUGCAUUCCAGCCUAUUGUCUCUGUGAAGAACAGGGGGAACGGGGUCUGGAGGACCAGGGGGUCUGGAGGGGAGGUGGAGGGCAACAGAGGAGCGAGACGAGAUCAACAGUAGUUGACUUAGGGACUUGUUCCUUAUCUGUGUCUCAGUGGAAUCCACUCUAUAUUGUUACUUACUUACAUACCGACCACACUGGCAUCUCAACCACCUUAUCACAAUAGCUCAAUGAUAUACUGUACCGUGCUUGAUAUACUGUACCAUGAUAUAAUGUACCAUGAUAUAAUGUACCACGCCAAACAACAAGGUAUACAACGAAGACAAUAACCAUCCUCAGUGAAUUCAUGGACUUUACUGGACUUUCCAAAUGUGCAUUUUUGUUGUACUACACAGAUUUUCUUCAUUAUUAUUUUCUAUCCACCUAAGAAAUAACCUGCAUGUAACAUUGAGCAAAGUGUGUUUUUUUUUGCAGCUGUGUUCUAUAUUUCUCUUUAUUUAUAUCUACAUCAUAUGGUCUUGUGUUAAUUUUAUUUGUGUCUUAAAGUUCUGUUCUUUGUGCAUGGAGAACCUAUUUAUGAUGUAUAAAAGGUGAUUUUAUGAAGUGCAAUGUCCAACUGUUCAAUCUAAACUGCUCCAAAGUGUAAGAGUUCUAGGAUGUAUUCAUUACAUCUUGCAACGGAAACCGUUUUAAGAGCCAAACAAAGCAAAUGGAGCAAACUGAAUGAAACGGAGGGACCAACUUGAAUUUGUCCAAUAGGAACUCUGGUUUUGUUGGAAAAAGUGUGCCAGUGCUUUAAAAGUAACACAUUGGGAAGUGAUCUAGAUGUAACACGGGUACAUGAGUAACAUUUAUUUAUUAGCUAAGUCUUGUGCAUUCUUUGCUUGGCCAAAUGUUCCUUAUUGUUACAUGGCAACUAUACUGAACAAAAAUAUAAAUGCAACAUGCAACAAUUUUAAAGAUUUUACUGAAUUACAGUUCAUAGAAGGAAAUCAGGAAAUAAGUUCAUUAGGCACUAAUUUAUGGCUUUCACAUGACUGGGCAGGGGCAUAGGCCCCCCCACUUGGGCGCAAGGCCCAGUCAGUCAAUCAGUUUUUCCCCACAAAAGGGCUUUAUUACAGACAGAAAUACUCCUCAGCACCCCUGCCUCCAGACAACCCCGCAGGUGAGGAAGCCAGAUGUGGAGGGCCUGAGCUGUUGUGGUUACACACAGUCUGCAGUUGUGAGCCAGUUGUACGUACUGCCAAAUUCUCUAAAUUGACACUGGAGGUGGCUUACGGUAGAGGAAUUAACAUUAAAUUCUCAGGCAAGAGCCCUGUUGGACGUUCCUGCAGUCGGCAUGCUAAUAGCAUGUUUCUUCAUUUUGACACAUCUGUGGUAUAGUGUUGUGACAACUGCACAUUUUAGAGUGGCCCUUUAUUGUCCCCAGCACAAGGUGUACCUGUGUAAUGAUCACGCUGUUUAAUUAGCUUCUUGAUAUGCCACCUGGCAAGUGUAUAAAUUACCGUGACAAUUUAGAAAUGCCCACUAAUAGGGAUGUAAAUCAAUUUGUGCUCAAUUUGAGAGAAGCUUUUUGUGCCAAUGGAACAUUUCUGGGAUAUUUCAGUUCAUGACACAUGGGACCAACACUUUGCAUGUUACAUUUAUAUUUUUGUUCAGUAUAGAAGGGCUGCUGUCAGAGUGGUUACCUUAGCUUUAUACUUGAUAAACUGGUGCUUUUCCUAUUAAUGGGGAAGAGGGAUACACGCAUAAUCAUUACAUACUGUGGUUGUCUGACCGAUUAUGAUAAACAGAACUGAGAAUAUUAAAUUUGAUGUUUUUAAUCGAUGGAUGGUCUAUGAUAUGUACAACUCUGACUGUGGGGAAAAGGCGCGGUCUAUUUUUAAAGGAAGCGAGGAAUUGGCUGAAUGUUUUUGGCCUUGUAUUCAAGGUAGUAAUAAUAAGGGUUGGGAUUGUGAAGUUCGUAAACUUGUGAGAGGUUUUAUAUUCUGUAAUUGAUAGACAGAUGACUGGAAUGACUGAAAUAAUUUAAAUGUAUGGCAACGCAGCUUCUUAUUAUAAUUUGUAUCCAGAUCUUGACAUUUUUAAUAUUCACUGCCUUUACAUUAGUUGGCUAAAAUGACGUCGCUUGAAGCUUUUUGCCUGUCAAAAACACCAGUCUGAGAAUGUAUUUCAGGAUUAUUUGUGUACUACUUAUUGCAUUUAACUCUUUAUUUUUCAAAUUUUUUAAACUUUAAGUAUAACUUAUUUCAAUGGAAUGUUGUUUUGCAUACAGUUGGUUACUGACACAUGUCAAUGAUUAAUUGUUUUUAUUUAAAAUUAAGGUAAAGUAAUUGAACACUUAAUUUUAUCUCCAGCAUUUUUCUUUGUUGUGCACCCAAACUUCCUGAGGUACAGGGUUGAGGGUCAAUCAAUUUAAAUUCAGUCAAUCCAAAAAAACAUCUUCUUCAAUUAUCCUCAGUGCUUCUCUGAAACAUGUUUAAUUAGAAUUUCAGUUUACUUCCUGAAUUGACUGAAUUGAUUAACUCCAAUCCUGUUGAGCCGCUCAUGCUGUAGAAGUGAAAUCAUCUAUGCUUUGUCUGGUAAUAACCCUGUAUACGAGGCCUCUUCAUAGUCGAUUGGCUACAGUAGCUUUACCUGCUGGGCUUUUGGCUUACUUGGUUCUGAGGAGUAAAUCAACUCAAGGCCUGGGCUUUCCUCAUCUUUAUGUUCUUGAAGGCCAGUACCACCAUGUAAGGAAUAUCGGUCUGAAUACAUCAAAUAAAUCUGUGACUUUAAUUUUUGUUAAUAGAAGUAUAUAUUAACAAUAGUAAGCCUUUCAUGGUUUUUGUUAUCUUAAUGCAGUGGUGUCUUUAAAAAAAUCUUACAACAGAGGUUUGAAUGUUCAUCAAAGAUGCUACCAAAUUGGUUUCAACCAAAUGUAUACUGUCAUUGAUUUUUAGACAAUGGUCAAUAGUUAGCCUAUUAAUCUUAAGAUUACUUUCAUGUGUUUUGUAGCUUAACUUUCUAGUGUGUCAGCUAAAAGCGUCAUUGACUCAGAUGACGAUCAUAUGUUAACUCAACAGGCUCUGCAGCACUACUUUGGAGAGCCUGGUUGGUUGAUCUGGCUGUUGUUUACAAAAUUAUAUAUAAGAUAUUGGAGAAAGAUUUAAAGUAUUCUAAAUAUGAAUAAAGCACUUUUCAUGUUGA